CCCCGGAUGGAGGCCGCCGCCAUUUAGACAGCCCGCAGCGCCAGGCGCCCGGCCGGUGAGGCGUGUGUGCGCGUGCCGGGUGGUUGUUACUGCCGCCAUCCUCAUCAUGAGGCGCCUGUCGCAGCUGCUGUUGCUGGCUCUCCUCGCCUUCCCCGCCGCUCUGCUGCUCGGGGGCGCCCGCGGCGGCCCAGGUUUAUUAGUUGCAGCUCAAGAUGCUACAGAAGAUGAGGAAGCUGUGGAAGAUACUGUAGUUGAAGAUGAAGAUGACGAAGCUGAAGUUGAAGAAGAUGAGCCAACAGACUUGACAGAAGAAAAAGAGGAAGAAGACUUGUCAGGAGAACCUAAAGCCUCACCUAGUGCCGAUACAACCAUUUUAUUUGUGAAAGGUGAAGACUUCCCAGCAAACAACAUCGUAAAAUUCCUGGUGGGCUUCACCAAUAAGGGUACAGAGGAUUUCAUUGUCGAGUCUCUCGAUGCUUCUUUCCGGUAUCCUCAAGACUACCAGUUUUAUAUCCAGAACUUCACAGCUCUCCCUCUGAAUACAGUAGUUCCACCACAGAGACAAGCCACAUUUGAGUACUCUUUCAUCCCUGCUGAGCCUAUGGGUGGUCGUCCUUUUGGACUAGUUAUCAAUCUCAACUACAGAGAUGUAAAUGGCAAUGUGUUUCAAGAUGCUGUCUUCAAUCAAACUGUUACAAUUAUUGAAAAAGAAGAUGGGCUGGAUGGAGAAACGAUCUUCAUGUACAUGUUCCUCGCUGGACUUGGUCUACUUGUCAUUGUUGGCCUACAUCAGUUACUAGAAUCUAGGAAGAGGAAAAGACCAGUACAGAAAGUAGAGAUGGGAACAUCAAAUCAGAAUGAUGUUGAUAUGAGCUGGAUUCCCCAAGAAACUUUAAAUCAAAUAAUGCAGAGUAGAAGAGAUAAAGCUUCACCAAGGAGGUUGCCCUACAAGAGGGCACAGAAGAGAUCAGUGGGCUCUGAUGAGUAAAUGUUAACUAGUACAACAGUUGAACCUUUACUAAUCCUGCCUGGUUUGGUUUUUUGGAUUGGAGUAGUGCAGAGAAUCCAUAUCACCAUAAGGAAAAUACUGCUAAACAUUUGGACUGAACAGAUUAACUGAAUGGUGUUAAUAUUACUGAAAAUGCACUUCUCUUUUUUUUUUUGUUAAUUGUUGGGGGGUGGGGGGGAGGUAGCCAUUAAGAUUUGUGCCUGUGUGUGUAAGCAGUUGGUCUUAACAGAACCAUCUUACCUGAAAUGUGCCUUUAGAGUUCUUUGUAAUGCUGGCUUGUCAUCUGUACACUGUCUUUGAAGGAUUUUUCUCCUCCCCAUAAUCUGAAUGUCCAGUGACUUAAUCUGUCUUGAUUGUGUCAUGUCUGUAUUGGAAUCUGUAUGCAUUUUUCUUUUUCAGUAAGUAACUUCAUUCUCUACAGUGUGCACACACUGAAGUUUGUGUGCGUGGUCCUAUUUCAGUGGCAAGGCACUGAUCAUCUAGAUUUCUGCAUAGUUUGCAUUCUAAAGGCACAAUUGGGUAUAGCUGCUUGUAGUGGUAGAUAUUUUACUGCUGUUUUGAUCUGGCUGGGCAUGCAGUGACCUAAAAAUCUGAAUUUAUCUGCAUAGAUGUUAGGAAGACUCUUACACAGCAGCAGAACUUGUGAAGCAUGGAAUUUGUGUGCUGAAUUGGUAUUACUACAUAAAUUUUUUUUAUACCCAA
Molecule: messenger RNA, 1711 nt
Organism: Haliaeetus leucocephalus (bald eagle)
Lineage: Eukaryota; Metazoa; Chordata; Aves; Accipitriformes; Accipitridae
Gene: SSR1
Product: signal sequence receptor, alpha
Exons: 9
Coding region: 107-988 (293 amino acids)
Cellular component (GO): endoplasmic reticulum membrane; endoplasmic reticulum
Source: RefSeq, a predicted model, not a curated record